This is a messenger RNA of Neodiprion fabricii, 7818 nucleotides long. RefSeq names its product protein sprint (gene spri). Gene Ontology annotation, cellular component: cytosol; endocytic vesicle. Bases 1801 to 5958 code for a protein of 1385 amino acids. Lineage: Eukaryota; Metazoa; Arthropoda; Insecta; Hymenoptera; Diprionidae. The record is from RefSeq and is a predicted model, not a curated record. Gene Ontology annotation, biological process: vesicle-mediated transport; signal transduction. The transcript is spliced from 16 exons. Gene Ontology annotation, molecular function: small GTPase binding; guanyl-nucleotide exchange factor activity.
GUUCAGCGAGCAAGACAUUCGAAUUGCUUUGUCUCGCGCGAGUAUCUAUAAAUAUAUGCGAGAGCUGGCGAUCCGAUCGAAACCGUUGCAGGGUCUAAUCACGAUUAUCGGAAAAGAUUACCAUUUUUUACCGCAAAAUUUUUCACCCCUAGAAACAUUUCCGGAUUUUGUUCGGUGUAGCUGACACGAACCUCGGAGGAGGACGCCGACCCCGUUGAAGGAUAUGACGAAUUUGUGAAAUGUUGGUGGAGGAAAUCGAGAAUUCGAGAAACCAUCAUCGCUUACUGCAGUAACGGUUCAAUUUACAUCCCUUGGAGUGUAAUAACUCGAGUGCUGUUAAUAGAAACCGUAAAACCGACGUUGGAAAACCUUAUUGAAGAAUGUUGCGAGUUUUCGCUGGGAAAAUGAGGUGAUAGGAAACAUUUUUUUGUUACAACCUGAAAAGUUUUUCGCCAGCAACUUUGUGAUGUCUGCCGAUUUGUACAGACCCUCGUAUAAAAUUAGCUGAACGCGCCGCGUUUAGCAGAAGUAUUUCGACGAGUUAUUAAUACCGACCGAGAUUUAGCGAAAGUAAACCGAUAUUAUAAAUAUUUCGAUAUUUAUGCCCGCCGUGUACAGUAUUGCGGCGGAUACGCUGAAAUCGCAGUUGCUGCGAUCAGAAAACAAGAUAAAGUACGAUAAGAGCAGCGGUCACGUGUAUGUGUGUAUAAAUAUGCGUAAGUCAACCUGUGAUGUUAUAUACACGGUACGUAUCAAGUUUACUUGUUGCAGUUGACAAACGAAGUGUGUCUGUGGUGAUUCAAUGCGAUCCGAGUGAUGAAACUGCUUGAGAAUUUCAUCGAUCCGCAACGACGUGUCGUAUAGUACUGGUUGAACGUUGAUGGUUAAUGCAUUCCUCCUGCAGUUAAAUCAUUCGUACAAUUGUCCGGUGUUAUAGUCUCAGUGUGAAACAAAACGUGUACGCGACACGAUAAAGGCAAGUCAAUAAAAAAAAAGUGUAAAAGGAAAAAAAAAUAAUAAAAAAAAAAAACCUAUUUAGCAAGCAACGACGCUGAUAAUAAACAACGACAGCUUGGCGACAGUCACGAAUUACGAUAUAGUUUAAUCUUCUUAUAAAGAGAGACGCCCACGUCGUCGACCCUUCCUCCUCUCCCCAUAACCGUUUGUCACGCUAAAAGCUUGUAAAAUCCUUUCCUCUUCGGUGUAAACUUUCUCCUUGAGACGAUUUUGCAAAAUCGAAAGUUUAACCUGGCUCCGUGUUGAUGUUAAUAUAUACCGCGGGCGAACUGUAUUACAACGUGAAGACGUCGGGUACGAUAAAAAUAAAGUAAAAAUAAAAUCAUCGAUAUGUUGCGCAAUAAGGGAUGAAGUGAAAAGCAUCGAGAAUUCGCGCGUCAUUAUAUGAGCUAGCCAGGAUCCCGCUGGCUCGGAGUCGAGUGUUUUUAUCUUGAAAACAUCUGAAAAUGAACGCUAAAUAUAAACCGAAGAAUUUCAGAACCGCGCCGAGCGCCGCUUCUCUAUUUGCACAGUUUUGCCUACUCGAAGACACGACGGCGCUGACGCUCCAGCUGCACAUGCAGUGAUCUACGAUUUAUGAGAAACGGGUAUAGCACCUCGCCUUCGCCGUCUCCAGUUACAUUAUCUUGGUGAAUCACACCGUGUCCUGACCCCCGUGACAGUCCUCAAAAAGGUUUACGAAAAGUACCGUUGUCUGGUGGAAGUGGAAGUGGAAGUUGAAGUUGAAGUUGGAGUGCCAAGUGCGAAUCCUUUCUCUCUUCGGCUCCUUUUCUUGACCUACAGAUGCGAACAGAGUGUCAACGCAAAAUGUUGAUCACCAAGUACACGACGAUUUUACUGCAAUCUACGAAUCAGCACAUCAUAAGGAGUGAUGUAUUCCUGGAACCCUACUUACAACAGCAUGGCACUGUUCAGGUCAUCAAUUCUCCGAGCACUCCGCCACCGCUACCUGUUCCAUUGCAACAUCUACAACUUGCACAACUGCAUCACGUACAGAGCGAAGAAUCGCUCUCCUCCGAAGGAUCGGGCAGUACGGGAAGUUCGGCGAGUUCCUCGGAUCAUUCGGGAAGCGAAGUUGCCUGUGACAUCACCCUGAUCGAGAGGCUCAUUCGUUCCCAUCCGAUAUGGUUCCUUCCAGGCAUUCAGAGGGCCGGGGCAUUCCACUUAUUGCAAGGAAAAGAAGAGGGUAAUUUCGUCGUACGGCAAUCCAGUCAAAGCGACACAAUGGCUUUGUCGGUGAGACUACCCUCAGGCAAGGGUCCUUACAUCGAGCACUAUUUGAUCCAGGCCAACAGGGGCCAGCUCAGCCUGGAAACCAGUGAAAAUAGAUUCGACAAUAUCCCCUCAUUGAUAGCGCAUUAUUCCCAAUGCUGCAGUGACGAAUUACCCGUGCAGCUUACUUUGCCACGGGCAAUGCGCGAGGCUAAAAACAGGCAACAACUCUCAUCACUCGCACUUUUGGGCCAAGAGUUUUGGAGAUAUCCAAUGGCUAAUCCAAAACCUCCCGAAAGCAGCAGCAGCAAUACGUCAAGCUUGAGCAGCUUCCACGGCGGUAACAACAAUAAUCCAAACACGCCAACAACGGAAAGUAUAGUUCUCAAUCUUGCUCCAAUUUCGACGCAUAAUACAACAGCAAAUUCGUCGCCGACGAACACGAUAGCGACGUCAUCAUUUCAGUCGUCGUUACCGAGACAACCGAGGCCUACGCCCCCGAACACGCUAAACUUGACGACGUUUAACGAGCCGUUAGAUACGAAAAAAGAUAAAGUUGAGAAAGUAGUCUCACCCGCUGACAAAUUACUCUCUCAAAAAUUGAUCUCGCCAAAUUUGGUACAAAGCGUUCGGUGCCCCUCGCCGGUAGUUCACAAUGUACAAAACAACGUUCUCAGCCCCUCGGAGGCGAAGGCUAAUUUCGAAUCUUCUAAAAGUAUAACGGAAUUUUCGAAAAAUAAUAAAUUCUCAAUUAACACGUCGUCGUCAACAUCGAAUUUCCAUCAAAAUAUAGCGAAUUUCAAUCAAUUUUCUAACGCCAAUUCACCCGUUAUACCCGAGGUCAAGGGUAUUGUUUUGGACAACCAAACUCUCGUUCAAAAUGUAAAAACUCCCCCACCCCCGCCUCCACGGUGGGCCAAACCCGGGAUUAGUCAGAGUCAGAGUAACUUCACCGUGACGACUACGGUCACCUUUAAUGUAAACCAAAAUGGAGACGUCGGAACUUCGCUGCAAAACACACCGUCGGAUCCAAGCACUUCUCUGCUCAGUCCUCAAAGUAUGAAUUCUAACAAAUCGCUGACGUCGAGCAUCUCUACUAACAAAUCGCCACUAUCGCCGACGACCCCGAUACUUUCGCCCAGCUCUAAAAUAGUCUCGAGCAUUGGCUCGAAAACGCCCAAUGUCCUGUCACCAACGACACCCUCUGGAACGAGUAAAUCUAAGAGAAGACGAGACAGAGAGGCCAGAAAGAAUUCACAGCAUUAUCAGGAAUCCGACAUAUUAGACUCGUAUUACAGAAGCUCUCCAGGAGAUAAAAUAUCGGACUAUGAAGAUAUUUGGAAUACGACCGAUCAAUCCAAUCACUCCACUUGGUCCCCGAACGAAAAAUCGGGGAAAAAUGACAAGAUCACCAGCCCGAAUGACCGACUGAUCAACUCUAAUGAUCGCGCUAAUAUCCAAGACAGGUCGUUGGAUCUGAACGAGCGAUGCGCCAAUGAGAGGUUGUCGGAAAACGAUCAAUUCCUCCUUAAAAAGGAGAAGUUUUUACUGAGGAACGACAGAAAAAUCGCUGGGGGGAAUACGGAGAAACUUAGCUACAAAGAAGUUACCAGUCCCGAGUUCAGCAGUUUUAAACCCUUCGUCGAAAAUCACGGUCUAAAAUGUUUGGAUUCGGGUUCUCCGGAGGAAAACGGAAUGGGAAAAAGACCGGAUCUGCUUUCCAGAGUUUGCAGUGCCAAUUCUUUGAGUAGCCCAAACACAACGACACCUCCAAGAAAUAAGCUGGGUCUGAUGCUGGCAAAAUCUGAGAGCAGCAGUCCAAUGACGCCCGAGUCGAAGCAGGGUAGUCCGUUUUACGCAGAACCAGCUGAUGCGAUAGCUCAAAGUACGGCAAUCGUGGCUCGAAGACGUCCGAGAAACAUUCCUGUGUCAAGCAAAUAUCGUCACAGCGAGCCUGGCUGGCUUCAAACCCCCGUCGGAGCGAAUGCCAAUCAGCUUCAUCCCAUAGAUUGGGAUGAUACCGAGGAAGCAGAGGACAAAACACCGCUGAUAUCUUCUUCGGUAGAUAACUUAGCCAAGCGUCUGGGUGUCAGAGAGAUCAAAAAAAUUCCUAGAGCAAAACCAGUCCAGCCACCUAAAGUCAGAACUAAAAUGUUCAAUGACACUUCCUGGGCUGUCGAUUCUAGCUGGGAAUUUAUCGGGAAUGAAGAAGAAGAAUGCGAACCAGAUUAUGACUGUGACAUUGACUAUGACGGAGAUAUGGCCAGGAAAUUCCCAGACGACGAUGUUGAAAGGGAUGCUGUUGGAAAUACCUUGACUGUUCAGAGUAUCAUACUUCAAAGGUACCCUGAGUUUCUAAAACCUCCGGAUGCCAUGGAAACCCUCGGCAGCGAUCGGAAUUCUUCGUACGAUAACGUUGAGAAGAGGAAUGAGAGAAACGAAAGAAAUGAGAGAAUUGAAACACCAGAUUCGCGGAGAUGCAUGGAUCUUCGUGCCUACGAUCCAUCCGAAUGGGAAACUAUGCUAGAGACUGACGAAAGCGACGUUGAAAGAAUAAAACGAAACAAAAGCUUCAAGGAACGUCUAGACCCACUUUUAUCACCUCCAAGACUUCAAGCUUUGAGAAAUCGAGAAACAGGAACAGGAUCGACAAUACGUUGUUACGCGUUGCAGCUUGCCGUAGAUAAAACGACAACAUUUUCACAAAACAUUGAUAAUUUUAUUCAAUGCACAAAAGAGGGAAAGGAGGCCAGUCCGCAUGUUGUCAUGAGAAACAUGCGGCAAUUCAUGUCUGGUAUGAAAAACUACUUGGUAAAACACGGAGAAAGAGAAUUUGAAAAGGAAGUUGAGAAGGAAAGACUGAAACUAAAGCCAAACGAAUUCCUGAACCUCGAUGCUAUAUUGGAAGGAGUGAUGAUGGGUCUCGUCGUUAGACCUCUCAAAGAACACGUGUAUCGACUCUUCGUGGACCAUUACACGGCGACAGGUUCCUUGCGCACAUUGGCAGACAGUAUUCAGUACGCUUAUGGAAAACAUAUUCAAGAACUAGGAGUUCGGCCAAAACUCUUUCCACCAAGUGAAGCAAACCUAGAGAUCAUUCUCAAGUAUAUCGACCGUCUGCAAAAGGCAGAUUCUCCCUUGGAUAAAUUAGAAAAUCUACUGGCAGCUAUAUCUGCAAUAUUUAAUUCUGUAAAACAAUCAAACUCAGACAGUGAAAUUGUGUUGGGAGCUGACGACCUGCUGCCACUUUUGGUCUGGGUGUUGGUGCGCGGUCGAGUCUGGGGAGCUGAAGUUGAAGCAGAAUACAUGUGGGGUUUACUGCAUCCGUCUCUGCUGACUGGAGAGGGUGGUUAUUACCUGACAACACUGUCUAGUGCUGUUCAUGUGUUGAAAACUUUCAAAUCAAGCCAAGGAACAAUGUCUACAUUAAAUGGCUCUGGAACCCCAGACUGCUCUUCCGUACUAAGAAUACUGAUCCCAGAUGAACUACAUGGUUCGUUAAACACUAGAACUUUGCCCGUUCGUCCGAACAACAACACUCGGGAAAUAUGCCGUAUUCUGGCACACAAGAUUCGUUGCACAAAUCCACAAGAUUAUGGCCUCUUCAAAUUAGUCCAAGGCGAGGAAACGCUACUCGGUGAUCACGAAUGCCCCCAAGAAUUAUCUCACUGUGUAUUUGCCUACAAGCGAAUCGAUGCCAAGAUUGCCUGGCCAAAAACGAGUUCAUAAGUAAUAAUAUAAGUCAAUACCGAAAUUUCAUUUAUGCAAUCAUGAACUAUCUGAGUAUAUCACAUUAUUUUAAUCGGUUCACAAAUAUCUUACAAAUAUUCGACAAUGUUAAGUCUUUCUGAAAGACGUAAAUAGUAACACAGAACGUAUUUCUGAAUCGACAGUACUACUAAUCCUAAUAAACAGGUAAAUUUUUUAUCGUGAUUGGUCUUUUUUUCUCAAUUGAUUAAGAGAAAAAAAUUGAGGCAAUAAUAAUUCAACCAGAAACGAUACUCGUCAUAAUGCUACGAGUUGCACGUCAUGCAUAUUAUUCAAUCCAGCAGCGAUCAAAUAUUUUGAACUCAAAAUUAUAUAUAUCAUUAUGAAUGACAGCUGAACUUGAAACAUAGAACCGAUUGAACGACUUAUCUAGUUAUGACCUAUCACCUUCUGAGCUAUUUAUUUCGAAAUGUAUAACCGAAAAAUAUACAAUCAAUUGAUCUAUUAUGAUAUUGAAGCAUUUUUCUGUAGCAUGAGCAACAGUGGUCGGCUUCCCUUCAAUGAUAGAUCUUCUGUUCAUCACUGCCAGAGUAAAUGAAUUAUUUAAAACUUCAUGUGAUCUAACUCAUGUAAUCAAUCUAAACAACAUUGUCAAGUAAUGUCACUCAGUAUUCGAGAUUAGUUACACAUCUACAAUAAUUACAUUAAUAAUUAGCUUUAUCAAUAUCCUUGGACAAGCUUUAAAAUAAAAUUCAGCUGGUAGGGAAUGAGAAAGCAAAAUUCUUCGAGAGUCUUGAAACACUCCUUCCACCAUUUCUGUCACUAUUUCAUCAACUCUUAGCAACAUGAAGGUCUGAUUAUAAUUUGACUCGCAAUAAAUACGAUUCAUUAGGCGCAAAAUGUUCAUUUCUUUUUCUAACGAUCUUACUUGUCUCUAGUGAAAGAAUUAUUAAUUUCAAGUCAUCUUACACCGCCUGCUCAUUCCUACAAGUUUCUGACGUCUAGGGUAUCUGAGCUUUUAUUUCAGAGCUUGUUCUCAAGAUAUAAAUAUAUACAUUUUCUAUAACCAAGCAGAUUUGUAGCAAAUUUCGUAAAACAAAAUUUAGAUUAGAAUACGAAAAGUUAGGAUAGAAUCUAUUUUAAGUACUUUUUAUGAAACUGAGCUAGUUAGCUGGUAAGCGAGCGAUAUUUUAUGCAGAACAAUAUUUAUUUAACGCUGUAUACAUUUUUCUCUUAACAAUUAUUAUAGAUAAUUACUUAGUGGUAAUUUUAAUUCGGAUUCAACUAAGGCUGGCUUAACAUUAAGAAAUAAUUAGUUUGAUAUUGUUGCCAUCGUUCUUCGUCAAACAACGUAUAGCUAAACUCAUUGCAAUUCGAAUAAUUUGCAGGCAGUAUUUCAGCCCACACAAAAUUUAUGGAUAGUAUUCGUAAUUUCUCAAGAAACAAAACGAAUUUUUUUAAUUCUAUGAACAGUGAAACAAAAUUUAGUAUACUACGUCCUUUAUUUUAUGGCAGUUGCAAAUUUAGAAAUAUGUAUCAAUAAAUUGUAGGCACUACAAAUGUUUUCCAGGGUUUGUCUGACGGUUAACAUGCAAACUGAUUUGUUAAUUUUAUCUUGUAUAUUUACUGAAUCUAUUUAUUAAAAGCAUUUUGUUAUUUCUAUCUAUAGUGUCAGUACCCUGUAUGUGCUUUGUUGAUUAACGGUUAUUCUUAAUUUUAAAUACAUAUAUAUGCUUCUAAUAUGCUAGUCAGUCAAAAUGAACGAGAAGUUUGAACCUAUUUCGAAUGGUAUACUUACGAAACUUUAAUCCAUCAAAAUUGUACCUCUUAUUAUUGUAACAUGUACAUGUACGCUCAAUAAACACUUUUCUAUAAUUCGAA